Molecule: messenger RNA, 653 nt
Organism: Vigna radiata var. radiata (mung bean)
Lineage: Eukaryota; Viridiplantae; Streptophyta; Magnoliopsida; Fabales; Fabaceae
Exons: 5
Coding region: 41-445 (134 amino acids)
Source: RefSeq, a predicted model, not a curated record
GUGUGUUGUAGUGUUGUUUUUUUUUUGGAGUGUCAUUUCUAUGUGCUUCGUGGUGGUUGUGUUUGUCGCUUUGCUCUUCGUGUGGUGGUGUGUAACGACUACAUUUAUUUUGGUGGUGUUAUUUGCGUCAACGAUGAUAAUGCACAACCAGAGAAAGUUGACUGGUGUUGUGAAGAGGCUUAAUUUCAAUGCCAUAUACGCGGGUGAAAACAUGGCCAAAUUCUUUUGCAUGUUGUACAAUAGACCCGAAGGGAGUAUAGGUCCACUGUCCGUUAAACAAGCAAAUAUCCCAUCCCAACCGAACUUAUAUGAUUGUGGAGUUAUCAUGUUAAAAGCCAUGGAAAUGUGGGAUGGAGAGGAUAAAUACAACGGAAAAAGCAUGCCGGAGUACACAAAUAAGGAGUUGAGUCAAAUUAGAAGAACUAUGUUAAAUAUUGGAUCCUAGACAACAACAACAUUCGACUAUUUGAUGCGUUAGAUGAAUAUGGGUUGUUGUAGGAUUUUGAUGGAUAUGUACAAAUUAUUAAUGUAUUCAUUUCAUAUGUAUUUAGACGAACAAUGAUAUAUAUAUUCAUCUUCAAUUAUAAAAAGUAAUGAUUGUUACAGAUAAUGAUAUAUGUACAGAAAGUUGAAUUUGAAUCCCAUAUGAUUUA